Messenger RNA from Mollisia scopiformis, 1146 nucleotides. RefSeq lists its product as uncharacterized. The transcript is spliced from 4 exons. The record is from RefSeq and is a predicted model, not a curated record. The coding region runs from base 1 to 1146 and encodes 381 amino acids. Lineage: Eukaryota; Fungi; Ascomycota; Leotiomycetes; Helotiales; Mollisiaceae.
AUGCCAUUUGAAAUUUUCUUCAAAUUAAGUGUUGUCGCAAGCCUCUCACUCACCACGUCAGCUGUAACCAUUCAAUCUUCUGUCUUACUUGGAAAUGUUACGAGCACAAACACAGAAAAUAUUCGAGAUCUCGGAUUUUCUGGAGUCAUUGGGGAUGUUGCACUGAACAGCUACGGUGAUACUCUGAUUUGCGGUGAUGGCUCAGCCAAAGAUCGCUAUUACCAAACACCGCCUUGCAACUUGCUUCAUGCUAACUCGGCAGCAUAUUCUGACCCAGAUCCAAGAAAUGUCACAGAUUUCAAUCUUGAUGCCAACGGGAAUGCCCAGAUCUUCUGUGGGUAUUCUGAAGCCGAGUUGGCGGCGGCUCCAGAGUCGAGUUACGGCAUGGGAAUCACGAACGUAAUCGCUCAGUCUGGAUCAACCACUCAAGGAAUUCUAUACUUUUUGAAGAACUUCCGCCCCAAUGGCCAAGACCACAUCGUUGGAGGAGGCGCUGCGAUUGUGGACGUCACUGGAUCAUACCCCACAUGCAAUAGAACGUCAGACCAUUGGUGGGAUUGCACAAAAGAGCCUCAAUAUGGCGACCACUCUCAAGUCCUGGCAGACGACGGCUACAUCUAUGUUUACGGCGGAGCCAAUGCCACCAUCUUUUAUGAUGGUGUCUACCUCACCCGCGUUCCUCACGAUAGUCAGCAAGACUUCAGCCAAUAUGAAUAUUGGAAUGGAACCCAAUUCACCAUGGACAGGAUAUAUUACCCAAAUGAGACUCAAGCAGUACUGGGCAAUGGCGCGACUCAAGGGAUGAUCACUUGGAAUUCCUACCUCCAGAGCUACCUCUAUGUCUAUACUUAUGGAGCUGAAGUUCGAGGCAAGACUUCUCCGAAGCCUGAGGGUCCUUGGGGAUCAAUGGAUGAAUAUUUCUCUAUGUUCAAUGCUACUGAAUUUGCGUUCUGCUACAGCCCGUCACAGCAGACCAGAUACGACACUUCUGGCAAGACUCUCGUCAUUUCAUACACAGGAUACCCGAACAUUAUUCAGGCGAUCAAAGUCGAAUUUGAACGAAGUCACGAGAGAUCUUUUGACAAUGAGAGUCUUUCGUUUUAUGCUCAUCUACUUAGCACUGAGCGUGACAAGUUCCAUAGCUAG